AUGAAAUUCAAUAUAUUUGAUGGAAUCAUUGACUUUAUAAAUCAAAAAGACAAAGAGUUGCGUGAUUCUACAGAAGAAAUCAAAAAGCUUCAAACAGAAUUAAAAACAUUACAAAAUCAAAUACAAAAUGCGACCAAAGAAACAACAGUAACCCCAAUUAAUAAAACUCACAACUUUUCGAGAGAGUUUUUAACUAAAUUAUCAUCACUUAAGGAAACAAAAGAUUUUGAUAGUGUUUACCAAUUCUUUGAAGAACUUUCUUCUAAAGGCAAUCGCGAAAUAAUUUCAAAGGCUUGUGAAGAAGGACUUUGGAAGAAGACAAAUAAGUAUGGAGAGAAUGUACUUCAUGUUGCAAGUAUCAAUGGAAAUCUUAAUCUUGUCAAAUCACUUAUUGAAUGUGACUGUGAUAAAGAAGCAAAGUCUGAUAAUGGACAAACUCCACUCAUUUAUGCAUCAUGGGAAGGUCAUCUUGAAGUUGUUAAAUAUCUUAUCUCAGUUGGAGCUGAUAAAGAAGCAAAGACUAAAAAUGGAUGGACUUCACUCAUUAUGGCAUCAAAUUAUGGUCGUCUUGAAGUUGUUAAAUAUCUUAUCUCAGUUGGAGCUGAUAAAGAAGCAAAGGAUAAUGAUGGAUACACUCCACUCAUUUUUGCAUCAUAUAAUGGUCAUCUUGAAGUUGUUAAAUAUCUUAUCUCAGUUGGAGCUGAUAAAGAAGCAAAGACUAAAAAUGGAGGAACUGUUCUCUCAGUUGCAAGAGAUAAUGUAAGAAAUUAUCUAAAAUCUAUUGGAGCUAAGUAA
Molecule: messenger RNA, 795 nt
Organism: Trichomonas vaginalis G3
Lineage: Eukaryota; Parabasalia; Trichomonadida; Trichomonadidae
Product: spectrin binding
Exons: 1
Coding region: 1-795 (264 amino acids)
Molecular function (GO): protein binding
Source: RefSeq, a predicted model, not a curated record